Ipomoea triloba (trilobed morning glory) is the source of this 1439-nucleotide messenger RNA. RefSeq names its product hydroxyproline O-galactosyltransferase HPGT1-like. Gene Ontology annotation, molecular function: hexosyltransferase activity. Gene Ontology annotation, cellular component: Golgi membrane. The coding region runs from base 199 to 1224 and encodes 341 amino acids. The record is from RefSeq and is a predicted model, not a curated record. NCBI's taxonomy places the organism in Eukaryota, Viridiplantae, Streptophyta, Magnoliopsida, Solanales, Convolvulaceae. The transcript has 12 exons.
AAUUUAGUUUAUGUUUCUCCUUGGCGUGACUGCCUGAGACUCGCAAAGGUCCGACCUGUGGAAUUAGAGUUUUAGGCGCGAGCCUAAAAUCUGCAUUUCCCUGAGCUAAGCCGGUAGAAUAGCUUUGAACUGAUUGAUCACUGCAACUGAUUCACCUCGCAACCGCUCAGAUUUUUCAAUUCAUCCGUUUGGGAAGAAAUGCAGAGCCGGGGAUCGAAUGCUCGGCUUUCCGGCAUGGCGGUCCGAUCGCCGAUUUCGUCUCUGAUGCUAGCCAUGUUCGCCACCGUGGCUUCUCUCUACGUCGCCGGUCGUUUAUGGAUAGAUGCGGAAAAUAGAGUUUACUUGACAAAAGAGCUUGAUAGGAUAACUGGUCAGGGACAGUCUGCAAUCUCUGUAGAUGACACUUGGAAGAUCAUAGAGUGCAGGGAACAGAUGAAGAAACUUUCAUCCUUGGAAGUGGAACUGACAGCUGCUCGACGAGAGGGUUUUGUUCCUAAGGAGCUAGCAGAUGUGAAUGGGAAUCCUAAGCAAAGGCCUUUAGUUGUGAUAGGGAUUCUUACUAGUUUUGGGCACAAAAAUGAAAGAGAUGCUAUACGAAAGGCAUGGAUGUCCAGUGGCGCGGCCUUGAAAAAGAUGGAGGAUAAGAAGGGAAUUAUUGCACGAUUUGUCAUUGGGAGAAGUUCUAACCGUGGGGACAGCUUGGACAGAAGUAUCGACAAUGAAAACAGGGAAACCAAUGAUUUUUUCAUUCUUGAAGACCAUGUUGAGGCACCUGAAGAAAUCUCAAAAAAGACGAAACUAUUUAUUGCCCAUGCUGCUGAUAGUUGGAUUGCUGAUUUUUAUGCUAAAGUCAAUGAUGAUGUUUAUGUGAAUAUUGAUGCUUUAGGGAUCACACUUGCAGCAUAUAUGGACAAGCCUCGUGUAUAUGCUGGGUGUAUGAAAUCAGGCGAAGUUUUUUCUGAGCAGGGCCAUAAAUGGUAUGAACCAGAUUGGUGGAAAUUUGGUGAUGGAAAAUCUUAUUUCCGUCACGCUUCUGGGGAGAUGUUUGUUAUAUCACGCGCAUUGGCUAAAUAUAUCUCAAUAAAUAGAUCCAUCCUUCGUACAUAUGCACAUGAUGAUAUCACUGUUGGGUCUUGGUUUGUUGGUGCUGAUGUCAAACAUGUGGAUGAAAAGAGGUUUUGCUGUUCUUCUUGGUCAUCAGGGUCCAUCUGUUCUGGAGUAUAAUCUUUCUAACAGGAUGAUAUUGAGAGCUGCUAGUUUUACGGUUACUUAUCCAUUCUUUAUAGGUUGAAGAGUUAUUUUGAGUUGUGUAUCCAGAAGUAUACACAUAUGUAUAGCUAUCAUCCUAGUAUUAUUCUCAAGUAGCAACAGGAUACUAUUACAUGCAAACAAAAUGGCACUCUUUUGUCAUUGUUAGUUAAACAUUCAUUUGUCUAGUU